GUGCGGAGAAACGCAAGCGCAUCUCGUCGCCGCCAUCGUCAUCGUCUUCCAGUAGGUCGGGUGCUCCAGAUCCGAAGAGAAAAAGGUACCCAUUGCAUAUCCAUUGUGGUUUCUAUGAUUGUAGAAAUCGUCCAGAUCUAGGGUUUAAGGUAACGCCAACACACAUUCGAUGCUUGUAGGCUUCAUUGACCACUCGGUAUUGUCUUGAUAAUUGCUAUUGACAGUGACAAAAUUUGAUUGUGGUACAAGCUUUGUUGUUGUACGAAUGGAUGUGUAUUCACAAAUACUUGGCGACUGGUUUUCACACACUAAAUCAUCAUCACUAGGUUUUGUCUUCAUAAUUGAUGUUCACAUUAAGCAAAUUUGAUUCUGCUAGAAGCUAUGUUGUUCUACGAAACGUUGUGUAUUCACAAUGAGUUGGCGAAUGGUUUUCACACACUAAAUGAUGACCACUAGGUUCUGUCUUCAUUAUCCAAUUUGACAGUCACAACAUUUCAUUGCGAUGUGUAUUGACAAAUACAUGGCGACUGGUCUUCAUAACCAUUUUGACACACUCAAUCAUCACAAAUACACCUGUUGUUUUCCACUACAUUAUACAGUAAUGUUCAUCAUUAUUUGAACUGCCUAUUGGCAAUAGUAGCUGGUAUGGACUAUAUUUACCAUUAUAAUUUAUGAACUAGGCCACAGUAUACAUAAAAUUUUGACGUACAUAUAUUAACAGAACCAUAUGUUUUAUGUAGACCAUGGAUUCGGAGAACGCAAAGCUCCGAAGAGCACUCGCUCAUUUAAUCAGAGUAGUGGAGGAGCGUUGUGCCGACAUCGUCGAUGUCGUCCACGGUGCCUUCCAACCAGUUAGCGGACCAGUCCUCAAUGAAAUGAAUCGUGCAUUAGUUCAGAUCGAGGACCUCGCCAACGACCUUGAUCAGCUUGCACUGGAAAAAAGACUGGGAGAUGGAGCACAUGGCCCCUUCACCAAUUGCUGAAUCAUCACUAACAGAGGAUGAGCUUCUGAUUGAUUAUGAUUCAGAGUUGAACAAUGACGAUAUCGUCGGCUACGACGACGGCCGUGACUACUCCACCGACGACACCUAUCCCUACUAGAUUAGCAAGCACCUAAGGAAAUAUGUGUAUGUGUUAGGUUUAUGUAUGUCGUAGUAGUCUUUUGUAUGUGAACACAACAGAUGUGUGGCACAAGUUCCUGCUUUAGUUGAUGCCGUGUUUAUGUUUGUCGAUACCUAUCUUUGGUAAUGCUUAAUGUUAUGAACUUUCCAAUAUAUGUAGUCUUCAGCACUUGUGACUUUGUUGUGCCUGUCCUGUUUACAGUCUCAUGGUUUCUAUUCAUUUCAUAUGGUUGCCUCAAAUGUACUACACUUAUUUAGUUGAAUCUGUUGUAUUUUUUGUGUGAGUACCUUCAUUGUACAGCAUGGGUACGGACUGGAACCAAGUUAUGGCACAAUAUGGAACUUACCUAUCCGAGGAUGAUGGCACUCAGUUUCAGAACACUGCAUUUGCUCCUCCGCCUGAGAUACCAGCCCAGGGCUCACCAGCACCACCUCCAGUGAAGAAGGCUCCUCAACGCACAAAGCUAGCAAAUUUCACGUCUGAAGAGGAUAUGAGGGUUUGUCAAGCUUGGUUGGCUGUGAGUUGUGAUCCCAUUGUCAACACUGGUCAGAAGCGUCAAGGAUUUUGGAAUCGGAUUACAGAGGCAUACAACUCUCGCAGAGGAUCAAUGCCAGAGAGGUCUACAAAAUCUCUCAUGAGCAGGUGGGACAGUAUCAAAACUCAAUGUUCUACAUUUGCUGGAUACAUGAUGGCUGUGCUUCGACAAAACCCAAGUGGCAUGACUGAUGCAGAUAAGACAUCUCUUGCGGCUACUCGGUUUGCUGCUGUUGAAAAGAAGCCCUUCCAUUUCUUACAUUGUUGGUCCAUAUUGAAGGAUCAACCAAAAUGGAUGGACCAGCACAUGGGUAACCAAAAUCCUCCACCCAACCCAAUUGGUACCCAAUCAAAUACUAUUGACUUAGAUGCUGGUGAAGACUCAGCUCCAUCAAGUUUUACUUCGAAGAGACCGCUUGGUCGUGAUUCAGCCAAGGAAAAGGCAAAGAAGCAAAGAUCAGAGAACACAUCAUCCACUGAUUCGGAGUACCUAACACGGAUGGGUCAGCUUUCUUUGGAACGGUUAUCUGUGUACAAAUUAGUAGCUUCAACUAAGGAGAAGAAGUUGGAGUUCAUGAAGAAACAAGAGAGGCAGAAACUGAUAUUGGAGAGGAAGAAGCUUAAUUUAGAGAAGAUGAAGAUGGAACGACAAAAGGUGAAGGAGGAGAUGGAACAGGAGGUUCUCAUAUUGAGCAUGGAUUUGACAAAAUGUAACCCCCUCCUUCGACAGUACUACGAGGCGAAACAACAGGAGAUUCUGGCAAGGGUUACUGGAAGCUCGUCGUCAAGCAAGUGAAUGUUCAUGAAGACAUUGCAGUGCUUGAGGAAGUAUUGUUAGUUGUUUUUGAGAACAAGUUUAUUUUCUGCACUUGUGCACUUGACAUUUUCCUGUUGUGUGAUGGUUUCGAGAACAAGUUUAUGUUUGUGCACUUGACAAUUUUCUGAGAAUCGAGAACAAGUUUUAUGUUUCUGCA
Molecule: messenger RNA, 2630 nt
Organism: Zea mays
Lineage: Eukaryota; Viridiplantae; Streptophyta; Magnoliopsida; Poales; Poaceae
Product: glutathione S-transferase T3-like
Exons: 2
Coding region: 1424-2452 (342 amino acids)
Source: RefSeq, a predicted model, not a curated record